AUGUCUGCUGAAGCGCUGGCAAACGUCCCUAUGCUGAAGUCGUAUGAUUUGCGAAUGCGGUGUUACCGCUUUCCGAUUUCAGAUGAACAACACAAUGCUCCAACUCCUGGGUCCACUCAACAGGAAAGUAUUACUUUCGGCUUUAUGGCGAUAAGAAGCUCAAAAAGUGCUUACUUAAAUGCUCAAGAACGGCUUUCAAACGUUGUGAAGACAAAACAUAUUCUGAUGGUGCAAGCCUGCACUCCACGUGAAUUAACAAUAAACGUAUAUCUUGGUAGUAUUUUCAUUGGUAUUCUGCAAACACGUAUAUCUCGUCUGCGUGAAAGAAAAAGAAGUCUUGAACCAAAUAAUUAA
Opisthorchis viverrini is the source of this 354-nucleotide messenger RNA. RefSeq lists its product as hypothetical. The record is from RefSeq and is a predicted model, not a curated record. NCBI's taxonomy places the organism in Eukaryota, Metazoa, Platyhelminthes, Trematoda, Opisthorchiida, Opisthorchiidae. The transcript has 4 exons. Bases 1 to 354 code for a protein of 117 amino acids.